Durusdinium trenchii is the source of this 1596-nucleotide messenger RNA. The record is from the annotation of a GenBank genome assembly. NCBI's taxonomy places the organism in Eukaryota, Dinophyceae, Suessiales, Symbiodiniaceae.
GUGUCAUAUUCUGCUUGGCUGCCUUUCGUUGGGCCAAACCCAUGCAUGUUUUUUUGCGUGCGCUUGAUUUCUGAUGGACCUUGGCGCGACCAAAAGCGGACCACCUUGGCCAGCGUGAAGCCAUCAUCCAUUUUUCGCGGAGCGGUGCUGAUGAACUUGGGGAGGCACACCUGUGCCUGUUGGAGCAUAGUUGUUGUAUCCAUGUACUGUAUAGAUCUCCAAAGGGUCCGGUGCAAACGAGGAGAGAGAAAUGCAGUGAAGCUGCGUGAGAUAAUGGUUGGGACGCGUUUGACCUGACACCUCAGAAUCCUGGAAGGACUACUGUAACAAAAGGUCUUUCAAAGGAGUGCCAUCCCUCACUAAGCUCCCUGGGAAGGGGCUGGAAACCAACGGCCCCUCCGUUCCUCCGUUCACCCGGUCCGAAGGCCGAACGAGGUUUGUUCAUCACUGAGAAGGGUUGGGAUGAAUGCCAUUGGGCUCGAACGUCCAGUGAUGGGUUUUCUGGUGCCCCAGAACUGAUCGAAGUUGGCCAGGAUGAAAGUCAAUGAGAUCAAAAGCAGCAAGGGCCUUCAGUUGCAGCCAGUGACAGUUCUGUCUUCAGAUGCACAAGGCCUGGCGAAUGACUGGGCUGACAUGAUUGAACAGAAGUUGAGCUACCUUGGCUACCCGGUCCGUCGUGGUUCCGUGGACUGCUUCCACGUUCCUGCCUUGGAGGCAGAGGAUAUGGUGGUUUUCUGUUUGGACAGUGCAUGUGGUGACUUUCUGGAGGAGUUACUCGAGCAGUGCGAUGCUUUGGAUCUGUCGUCGCUAAGAUAUUCCAUCUUUGGUGUGAACUUGCCGGAUUUCCCCGUGGCCCAGAUGGCGAGUGCAACCAAUGACCUCCUGGACAGGAUGGGGACCAAGCAGAUGAUUCCGACACGGCUUGGGGAAGUUUUUCUUGUGCAGGAUCAGUGCCAAGAGUAUCCUUUGGGAUUUUUGGAGUGGCUUCGCGAGCUCCUGCCAGCCACUCGCCUGGCUCAAGCUGAAGUCGCCCAAGCUGCACGCAUCACCAAGCCCGCACGGCGCGCGCGGCGCAAGCGGGCCUGGCGGGCACGGGUCCGGAGGGCAGCAGAGAACAAGAAGCUGAAGAUGAUUUGCAGGGCAGUGAUGUUGGUGAAGAGUUUGAAGAUGAACUCUUGGGGCGUUUCUUCUCAUGAGUCCGCCUCCGAGGCUGACUGCAGCUCGGAGGGCAGCUCCAUGGGGCUGAGCAUGCCGCGGGCGGUGGGGGAGUACCUGGAGCGCCGGAAGUCCUUUCCACAGUCCCGGGUGGAGCAGCAGGGCGGGCUACAGCGGACGGAGUUCGAGAUUUUCUGUGCAGACCUCGGUGCGGCGGAGGCGCAGCUGAGGAGGAUGCGGUGGGUGAAGCUGAUUGCCAAGGCGAUGCUGCACUUGGAGGCAGACGGGGUGGAUUGAAAAGACAGUGGGUGAGGGGGGACAUGACGGAAAGAUAGGUGCCAAUGAGAUGAAGGAAGGGCGAUACAGGCUGCCGAUGUUCAAGUCUGCCUUGUGGCACUGUACAGGCACAGCUGAUGUGUAGAGACCGGGGUGCCGGAAAGA